This is a messenger RNA of Babjeviella inositovora NRRL Y-12698, 2157 nucleotides long. Its product is annotated as GPI-anchor transamidase subunit. Gene Ontology annotation, cellular component: GPI-anchor transamidase complex; membrane. The record is from RefSeq and is a predicted model, not a curated record. The coding region runs from base 1 to 1812 and encodes 603 amino acids. The transcript has a single exon. Lineage: Eukaryota; Fungi; Ascomycota; Pichiomycetes; Serinales. Gene Ontology annotation, biological process: attachment of GPI anchor to protein.
AUGGCGUUGAUCAUCGACUUGGUUAAGAAGCUCGUUAAGCUGGGAGUCCAUAAAAAGAUCCUCCGCGCGGCGCCCUUGGUGUCGGUGCUAACCGCGUUUUGCGGGGUGCUCCUCCUCUUCACACUUCCCUUGGACGGACAGUACCGCCGGACGUACUUCUCGGAAAACGCCUUGAUGCCAGCACAAGCUUACGCAUACUUCCGCGAAACCGAUUGGAACGUGGUCCGCGGGUAUCGUGAGGAAGUGUCGCGGUUGGAGGGGCUCUCUACCGCGGAACGUAACGGCGUGGUGGAGCAGUGGAUGACGGAUUUGGGGUACAAGACCGCAACCCACGACUUCCUGGAUGUGGCAAAGAACGGGCUGGAGAACUUGUACGCGAUCUGGCACGCACCGCGCGGGGAUGACACCGAGGCAAUGGUGGUUGUGGCGCCGUGGAUCACAUCUGCGGAUGAGUUUAAUGUUGGUGGGGUCGCACUCACGCUCGGGCUCGCACGCUUCGUCACACGGAUGUCCAUCUGGUCGAAGAAUAUCAUUGUGGUGUUCCCAGCAGAUAAUAGCGGAGUGUCGCUCCGGUCCUGGGUCGAGGCGUACCACACAAAACUAGACAAAACUGCGGGGUCCAUGGAGGCGGCGUUGGUGUUGGAGUAUCCGGGUGUCAUGGACUACUUUCAGCACACGGAGAUCUUUUACGAGGGUUUCAAUGGCCAAUUGCCCAACUUGGACUUGGUUAAUACCGCCAUCCACAUCGCUGAGCACGAGGGGAGUAAGGUAUCGAUCCAGAACACCCUGUUUACGGAUUUACAAAGCAACACGUACGUCUCCCGCUUGAAGAACUUGUUCUCUGGAAUUGCCCGCUUGGUGCUUGCGGGUAUCAACACCAACAAGGGCUGUGAGGCGUUCAGUGGCUGGAACGUCCAGGCUAUCACUUUGCGUGCGGUGCCGGGUACCGGGGGUGGCGACAUUACUACUUUCGGCCGUAUUGUCGAAUCAACUUUCCGCUCGGUUAACAACUUGUUGGAGAAGUUCCACCAGUCGUUCUUUUUCUAUUUGCUCGUGGCUCCCAGAAACUUUGUUUCCAUCGGGACUUAUCUUCCGUCGGCUGUGGCCAUCGGCGCUGCCUUUGCCAUUGCGGCCGCGGGUAUCGUAGUGACGUGUGGGAUUGCCUUGGAUGUGCUAACCCUGUACUUAUGGAGCUCCGUGGCCAUCUUUAUCGGCAUUGUUACCGCUACGUUUACAUUGUUUAGCAAUCUUGAUAAACUCAACCAUUGGCUCCAUGUGCCGUACAUCGUGAUCUAUAAUGUGCUCCUUGUUGCCUUUGCCGUGGUUCCGCUACUCCCAGUGCUCCUCCCGGGGGUGUUCCGUAUCUCCGUCUUCAAGAGCCAGUCUAUGGCGUUCAUGUUCACGACCUGUGCGGUCUUCUACAUCGCAGUGAUCUUGACUCCGUUGCUCGUAGUGCACUUUUCGCUCGCCUUCACCGUCGGCCUCUGCUGCUUACCGUUCACCGCGGUCAGACCAAUUCCGCCGUUUGCCGUCCACACCAUUCACAAGUUCCAGCCGUAUAUUAAUGCCACUGCCUUAAUCGCCGCCUCGCCGUUUACCGUGAUAGGUGUAGUCUGCUGGCUUGGUGGUGUCUACGAUGGCAAAUCUACGAGUGCGUUCGUCACGGCGUUAUUUGACACGGCGUGGAACGACAUGGGAUGCUGGACGUGGCUUGUCGUAGUUGUUGGCUGGCUUCCGACCUGGAUCGCGUUGUGUGCCGUGUCUUGGGACGAUGGGCGGUGGUUUGUGGGGGCUGUUCCAAAGAACGACUAGAACCAAAUGAAGCUGGGUGGGCUUACGGGCAAAGGCUGUUUAAUUCUGAUAGUUCAAGCCAUUGUCGAAAAAUGCAAAGUCUGUUUAAACAGGCAUACUGGCCUUACUGAUGUACAUAUGGCUUUAAACUGAUAUACCUAUUGAAUGGGGAAUGUAGAUGGCCCUAAAGUAGCGGAUAGCACUCUCUGCUGAAUGCGUAAUGUGACAAGACCGGCCAAAUGACAGGCAGCAGAGCUUGUUGUCUAACGAGAUAUACCCCUAACAAAACAAUCCUGCGAAAGCAGAACCAGUGAGAAACGUUCCUCCAAUAUGAUUAUUUCCUUACUGUAUUCGGACCGCGCAGUG